This is a messenger RNA of Rhinichthys klamathensis goyatoka, 5047 nucleotides long. RefSeq names its product unc-51 like autophagy activating kinase 2 (gene ulk2). Gene Ontology annotation, biological process: autophagy; autophagosome organization; protein autophosphorylation. Gene Ontology annotation, molecular function: ATP binding; protein serine/threonine kinase activity. The record is from RefSeq and is a predicted model, not a curated record. Lineage: Eukaryota; Metazoa; Chordata; Actinopteri; Cypriniformes; Leuciscidae. The coding region runs from base 131 to 3253 and encodes 1040 amino acids. Gene Ontology annotation, cellular component: autophagosome; cytoplasm. The transcript has 27 exons.
CUUCGCAUUAAUAAUUUGGGGAUGACAGGAUUCUUGAAUAGACUGUCGUCUGGAUUAACGAGAGUUUGAAGAACUUGACAACCUCUCCAUCACAAGCUGUAGUGUAUCACAGCAGGACACUUGCCAAAAAAUGGAGACGGUGGGAGACUUUGAAUACAGCAGAAAAGAUCUCGUCGGACACGGAGCCUUUGCGGUCGUCUUCAAGGGAAGACAUAAAAAGAAGACUGAUUGGGAGGUCGCAAUCAAGAGUAUUAACAAAAAGAAUCUCUCCAAAUCCCAGAUUCUGCUUGGAAAAGAAAUUAAAAUUUUAAAGGAACUCCAGCAUGAGAACAUUGUGGCACUCUAUGAUGUCCAGGAAACGCCAAGUUCUGUAUUUCUAGUUAUGGAGUACUGCAAUGGAGGAGACCUGGCAGACUAUUUGCAAGCCAAGGGCACUCUGCGAGAGGACACACUGAGGGUCUUUCUACAGCAGAUUGCGGCAGCUAUGCGCAUCCUCAACAGCAAGGGGAUCAUUCACAGAGACCUCAAGCCUCAGAACAUCCUGCUGUCCUACACGGGACGCAAAAAGUCCAGCAUCAGCGGCAUACGCAUCAAGAUUGCUGACUUUGGUUUUGCAAGAUAUCUCCAGAGCAACAUGAUGGCGGCCACAUUAUGUGGAUCCCCAAUGUACAUGGCUCCAGAGGUGAUCAUGUCCCAGAACUAUGAUGCCAAAGCUGACCUGUGGAGCAUUGGGACUGUCAUUUACCAGUGCCUCGUGGGAAAGCCACCUUUUCAGGCUAACAGUCCCCAGGACUUGAGGAUGUUCUAUGAGAAGAACAAGACUUUGGUGCCAAACAUCCCGAGAGAGACGUCUCCUCCACUGGAAGGUCUGCUGCUGGGGCUGCUCCAGAGGAACCAGAAGGAUCGUAUGGAUUUUGACACUUUCUUCAGUCAUCCUUUCUUGGAACCGACAACAACUAUUAAAAAAUCAUGCCCUGUGCCAGUGCCAACGUGCUCUGGCAUGGUCUCAGACAGCACGUGUGGCAGCUCUCCGUCCUGUCGUUACGUGUCUCCUCCGUCCCUGCCAGACAUGCAGACUCUCCCCGAGGACGUGCUGUCCUCUCCACCUCUCGGCCCUCCCAACUACCUGCAGCUGUCCAAAGAGUCGGGCGGCAGCACCAGCAGCAAGAACUCCUCCUGUGACACGGACGACUUUGUGCUGGUGCCACAUCUCUCCGGGGAGCAGUCCUAUGACCUUCCAAUGGGGGCAGUGGGCCGCAGGCCGUCCAGUGAAUUCCUUCUGUGUGGAGGGCCACCGCAGCCAUCCACAGGACAGACCCCAAUGGUGUCACCACGAAGCGAGACCACGCCAAUACCUGUGCCCACACAGGUACGAAACUACCAGCGGAUCAAACAGAACCUCUCCAGCAGCCCAACCACAACACUCUAUGGCUCUCCCAGGUCAGGCACAGUGCGGCGCUCCAACACAAGCCCCAUGGGCUUCCCUAAAAUGGUGUCUGGGUCACCAAGCCCUGCAGAUACGGUCCAAACUGUUGGGCGACGUCUCUCUACGGGCAGUUCCCGGCCCUACUCUCCCUCUCCACUGGUGGGCACUAUUCCUGAGCAGCUUGGCCACUGCUGCUGCGGACACCCCCAGAGCCACGAGGCCCGCAGUCGCAGCUCCUCAGGCGGUUCCCCUGUGCCAUCCUCUCUGUUACUGGGCACCCGUCUUCAGAGUGCGCCCACGCUGACUGACAUCUACCAGAACAAGCAGAAGCUACACAAGCAGAUGUCUGACCCAGUGCACCCCACUUCAUCCGCCUACCCCACCAGCCACUCCCCUCAGCUCGGGCGUCCCGGCAACCUAGGCACCUCCCCAACCAAGCACCUUGGCUCCUCCCCUCGCACCUCUGACUGGCUAACAAAGUCGCCACUGCCCACCAUCAUCGGUUCGCCCACUAAGGUGAGCGCUCCAUUCAAAAUCCCUAAAACUCAAGCCUCGUGCAACCUCCUGGCCCUGGCCUCGCAGCAGGGUAUAGCCGACAGCCCCACCCCAAUCAGGAUGCUGAUGGAUGGGCGUGACCUCUGUGCACAUCACUGCUCGGCGUAUCCCAGCAGCCAACAGCCUGCUCCAGAGGCCAGCAAGACUUCCUUUGGCAGGUCUGUAAGUGCUGGCAGACUGUCUGAGCAGCCGGUACGGAUCACUUUGGGAGGACAGCCGUACAAGGGCAGCACAGACAGCCUGAACACAGAGAGGCCAAUGGACACAGCCCCGGCAGGGAUUUGCGGUUUGGCACCGGGCGGGGCGAGUCCCCGCAACGUUGUGUUCACGGUGGGCUCGCCCCCAAACAGCAGCACCCCUCCCACCUGCAGCCAUCUCGCCUCCCGCCCGCGCACCACCUCAGUAGGUUCCAACAGCUCUGCCGGCUCGCUGUGCUCCACCAGCGGUAAGGUCUACAUGGGUUCUCCCCCAGGCAUGACCAUCGGCAGCUCGUCGCCAGGAGUGGACGCGGCUCCCAGCAGCCUGCGCUACGUCCCUUACGGCACCUCCCCGCCCAGCUUGGAUGGAUUCAUCACCUUUGAAGCGCCAGAACUGCCGGAGGAGACGCUGAUGGAGCGUGAGCACACAGACACCCUGAUGCACCUGCGGAUGAUGCUGUCCUUUACGGAUUGUGUGCUGGAGAUCGCUUCUCUACGGGCCGGAGGACCUGACCUGGGUGCGUCCGCCGCCUCUCUCUAUCCUCCUCAGGACAGCGUGGUGGUGGACCAGAUCAGUCAGCUCAGUAAGGAGUGGGGGCAGGUGGAGCAGCUGGUGUUGUAUAUGAAAGCCGCACAGCUGCUGGCCUCCUCGCUGCACCUGGCCAAAGCUCAGAUCAAGUCCGCCAAGCUCAAUCCUUCCUCGGCCGUCAAACAAGUGGUCAAGAGUCUGAACGAGCGCUACAAGAGCUGCAUUUCCCUGUGCCGCCGCCUCACGGACAAACUCAACCACUUCUUCUCUGACAAGCAGCGAUUUGUGGACGAGAUCAACAGCGUUACAGCUGAGAAGCUCAUUUAUAACCAUGCUGUAGAGUUGGUGCAGUCGGCCGCACUAGACGAGAUGUUUCAGCAGACAGAGGACAUCGCAUAUCGCUACAACAAGGCAUCCAUGCUGCUGGAAGGCCUGUCCAAGAUCCUCCAGGACCCAGCUGAUGUAGAGAACGUCAUCAAAUACAAGGCAAGUGUGGACCGGAGGAUCUCAGCUUUGUGUUACUGCACCGUUACCCUGUACGAAUAAAGACUUUCACUCCAGGGACCAUCAUCUUCUCAAACUACAAAGAAGACUAAACAAAUCCCUUGUUUUUGUUUUGUAGCAGUCAAAGCACUUUCAGUUCCUUUUGAUUCCUUUCAAUCACAAGCAACAGACCAAGUAUUACGUUUUUUUGCAGAUGACAUUUUGAGAAGGAUGUUCACAAGUUCACUACCAAAGAUGAAAACUAAACAGAGACUUUAUAGUAUGAAAAAAGACGUUCAUCUUCUGUUUUUACGACAUCAUUUCUCUUUUUUACAUAAACUGAAAGGAUUUUGGACUGGGAAUCUUUAAAGGCCCAUCCAUGAACGUCGAUGCAAAUCAGUUCUUUCUAUUGUUUUUUACUGCACUCUAUUGCUCUGAUUAUUUAUUGGUUUUAGUGUUAUUGAUGAUAGUGUUGAAAGACGACAUGGGGCGGAUGUGCAGCCCAGUGUUGGACUGUAAUUACUGGUACCACACAUACACAGUCAAGUGGUUGAACUUAAGAGGAAUCUGUAGUAUUUACAAAAUCAGUUUUGAAGCAAAUGCACUUUAUUGAGGCAGAUGUGGAAGACGCUUGUCCUCGAACAUCUGGGAGAAUGGAGAUGACGAUCCUUCCAUCUGUCUCCGAGAUCAGCGUGUGGCUCCAGGUCCUUCUCAUUUCCAUAUCUAUAAUCCUCUGAAAUCGAGUGUCUGGAAGGCCCGUGAGCAUCAGGUCGGACAUUGGCGUCUCAUAACAGCCUCAUGGUGAAUCAGACAUAAUGGUCAAAAUACUUGAGUCGUUACUUACCUUUUGAUUCAGCCGUACUGAAACGUUUUUAUGUUCAUAUUAAUACUGUAGCUUUUUUUAACUGACGUGCGUGAGCUGUAAAUACUUGUACAUUCUACAUGUGUGUUUUUAUUUUGGAGUGAAUGCGAGCGAGCACAGCUUGAUUGAAGAAGGUAGAUGCUGCCGUCGCCAUCCCUGCCUCUCAAAUGAAGAGCACAAGAUUUCCUUGUUUUUAGGUUUUUUAUUUUGUUGUAGGAGUAAUAGGACAACUUCCACAGGUUCUUCGAGGCCUUGCGUAAGACUCGAGACCUCACUUUGCAUGGCAGCUCUUGACUAACGCCCAUGAAUAUCUUGUGUACGACAAUACAUUGACUGUGCGGGACGUGGAUGUUGCAGGUAAAUGGGAGAGAGUGCGGCCCACUGCCAGGCUCUGCUUUUCCCCAUUCAUCCACUGAGCUCAGGACAGUGUUUGUGUAACUGCUCUUCCCAGAUGCAGUGGCCAGUUUCAGGAUACUGAAGAACUGAGAGCAUGACUUCGGGUAGUCUACUUUCCCUUGUACAUGUUUUGAACAUCUCGCUCCCUCUCUCCUGCACUCUGCCUGUGUUUUUAUUUUCAAUAACGGCCCCCUGUGAGCCUACAAAGCCUUUUACUGUACAGAAAGAGAAGGCUGAUGUCCUUUCUGCCACUUUGUUAUACAAAAUCCAUGCAUAUCUGUAGUUGUAGGACUUCCUUAUCCAGGUGUGAGCAGAACUGUGUACAGAUGAUCCAAUUAGAGAAGACUAGUACAGAGCACAUGUACCUGUGGAACAUUAGAAUGUACUUGCCCUUCCAUUUGCAACUUUCCCUUUCCGAAUAAACCAGCCUAUCACAGCCCAACACGACAUGAUCACGGGCGAUGCAGCCUGAAGGUUCAUAAUCCCUUGACUUUCAGUGACAAAAUGUUUUAAUCAAUGUGUGUUUUACCAAGGGCAUCUAUGUUGUCUGAAACUGUAGAAAUACAGCUUUUAUUAAACAGAUCAAUUGUAUCCUGUUA